This is a messenger RNA of Lasiosphaeria miniovina, 717 nucleotides long. RefSeq lists its product as uncharacterized. The transcript is spliced from 2 exons. NCBI's taxonomy places the organism in Eukaryota, Fungi, Ascomycota, Sordariomycetes, Sordariales, Lasiosphaeriaceae. The record is from RefSeq and is a predicted model, not a curated record. The coding region runs from base 162 to 611 and encodes 149 amino acids.
AUUCCAUAGUAUAGGUUACGGUUAUACUGCGUGUUAUGCCAGUCGAAUCCUCUCCUUCGUGACAGCUACAGAACCGCAAAAAUGAAGAAGAUUCCGAGCACGACUUGCUGUUUUGCUCUGGGACUAGUGAGGAUCGAACUCACGACCUUGGGUUGACUCUGAUGUCUAAUCAGAUCAUGUGCCGAAACAUGAGGCCCACGCGCUUACCAGCUGCGUCAUGGUCCCUGCUGUUGUUGAAUCGUCCCUCUACAGGGGCUCAUACGGGAAAUCGUCUGCAUUACCCGCCAAGUCCCGCACAGAGAUUGCCCGCACAACAGAGAUUGCCACCGCACCAAAUCAUUGAGGCAGGGCGCAGAUUGCAGCUGCACAUGAUGGUGGGAAGCAGACCACACUCCAGCGGGAUUGCAUUGGAAGCCGGUUUGGGAGUUCAGUCCGCACAACAAAGGAAUUGCCGGCACCUCAAAUCACAGGCAAGAAAACCGGUCCGGAGUUCAAUCCCGCACAACAAAGAACCACACACGGGAUUGGCAUUAGGGAACCGUCCAGGAGUUUUCCCGCACGACAAAGAGAUUAUCACCGCACAUCAUUUCUCUAGUCCAGGCGCAGCUUAACGUGGACUGCACUCAGGCAGCAGUUGCAGCAGUGCAGCCAGGCAAGUGUCGAACAAGGACGGCUCUCUUAACAAGUCUCGGGUCUCGCCACGCUCCCCCGAGUUGC